AUGGAUCUAGACUUCGACGAGUUUGGCUCGACGGGUGGUGAGGCGCUCACAUUUGUGGACACUGAUGACUAUGGAAUGAGCGUUGCCACCCAAGAUUCAACUUUUGAGGCGAAUAGCCAGUUCACCAUGCCAACACAGUGCUCACAGGCUGAAUCUUCUGGGCUUGUCACUGGCGUUGAGAGUAACGCAGAUCUAUCGUUCCAAGAUGUUGAAGACGAGGAAGAGGAAUAUAAUGAGACAAAGGAGAAUAAAGUGCCGCCGCAUGCUUGCAGAUACUGUGGCAUUUCCGAUCCCACGUGCGUUGCGAAAUGUACUGUGUGCAGCAAAUGGUUCUGCAAUUCGAAAAACGGAACUAGUGGAUCGCAUAUCGUCAAUCAUAUGGUCAAGAGCCAGCAUAAAGAAGCAUACCUUCAUGAAGAUUCGCCAUGCGGAGACAAUCAGCUUGAAUGCUAUAUUUGUGGCUCAAAAAAUGUUUUCCAACUUGGAUUCAUCCCAGCGAAAACCGAUCCAGCUGUUAUGAUCUUGUGUCGUUCACCAUGUUCGUAUCAUGUCGAUACAAAAGACCCGAGCUGGCAGUCAGACCAAUGGAAACCACUAAUUGCUGAAAAACAGCUUAUAUCGUGGAUCGUUAAUACACCAAGCGAGGAUCAAGUGAUGCGUGCCAGAAAAAUCACGGCAUCACAGGCAAAUCGACUUGAAGAGGUAUGGAAAGAGAUGCCAGAAGCGACUCUUGAUGAUUUGGAUAGACCAGGAAUUGAUUCCGAACCGGAGCCAGUUCGUUUGCGUUAUGAUGACGCUUACCAGUAUAAUUCGAUUUUCCAUCCAUUGGUUCACAUUGAAGGUGAAUAUGACAAGAAGAUGAAAGCUUCGCAGACGCAAGCCGUUGGACAAGUUCGCUGGGUUCCUGGAUUGAGAAAACAGUAUACGGCGUACUUCCACAUGCCAAAAUUGAUGGAUGGAAGCAUGAAGUUGAUGAAGCAGGAUUUGUUGCGUUUGAAGCAUACCCAGACACUAAACGGCUCCGAAUGGUCUUGUGAAGGAGUUGUUAUCAAAUUGCCUGAUAGUACUUCCGAUGAAAUCGGAAUGGAGGUCAAGAAAGGACACAUUGACAAAAGCAUCACAGAAACAAGAAUUAUGUUUACUUGCGAGGUUGUAUGGAAUUCGACGACAUUCGAGCGUCAAUAUCGGGCUCUUGAUAGACUUGUUAAGGAUGAGAGCAGUGUUUCAAAGUUUAUUUACCAAAAGAUUAUGGGCCGAGAUGUUGAUGAAGUUGUCUUCAAAGUUCCAACGCCGCGUCGCCUAACUGCUCCGGGUCUUCCAGAUUUGAAUCCUAGUCAGAUGAUAGCUAUCCGAUCAUCACUUUCUCGACCUUUAAGUUUGAUUCAAGGACCACCGGGAACUGGAAAGACAGUGACCUCAGCCACCGUAGUUUACCAUUUAGUUGCUCAAACACAAGGACAAGUCUUGGUUUGUGCCCCUUCGAAUAUUGCUGUCGACCAUCUUGCUGAGAAAAUUCACAAGACGGGUCUUAAGGUCGUGAGAUUAACUGCUCAAUCCAGAGAGGACUCAGAAUCUACAAUUGAGUUCUUGACAUUGAGAGCUCAACUCAAAACUCUGGGCAAUAAGGAGUUGAACAAUUUGAUUCAAUUGAAAGAGGAAAUCGGAGAAUUGUCAGACGCUGAUCAUUUGCGUUUCGUGAGUCUCAAGAGAGUAAGCGAGCAUCGUAUUCUCGCUGAAGCUGAUGUUAUCUGCUGCACUUGUUCUACAUCGGCGGAUCCUCGUCUCGAUCAAAUUCGCAUCAAAACUGUCCUUAUUGAUGAGUCUACUCAAGCUACAGAACCGGAGGUUCUUGUCCCAAUUGUCCGUGGAAUUCGGCAGCUCAUUCUUGUCGGCGAUCAUUGUCAACUCGGACCGGUUGUGAUGUGCAAAAAAGCGGCUAACGCUGGACUUCAGCAAUCGCUUUUUGAACGUCUGGUUCUUCUUGGAAAUCGCCCGCAUCGUCUUCAGGUGCAAUACCGUAUGCAUCCAGUGCUUUCAAACUUCCCGAGCAAUGUGUUUUACGAAGGAAGUCUUCAGAAUGGAGUCACUGAAAACGAACGGCAAAUGACUCAGUUCGAUUGGCAGUGGCCAGUUCCGAACAUGCCAACCAUGUUCUGGUCCUGCUAUGGUGUCGAGGAGAUGAGCGCAUCAGGAACAUCAUUCUUGAAUCGUACCGAGGCGGCUAAUGUUGAGAAGUUGGCUUGCAAAUUGAUCAAAGGGGGAAUGAGCCCAGAGCAAAUUGGUGUAAUUACUCCUUACGAAGGACAACGGAUGUUCAUUGUUAACUAUAUGCACACACAGGGAACUCUCAACGCGAAACUUUACGAGAAUAUGGAAAUUGCUAGUGUUGACGCGUUCCAAGGACGUGAAAAGGAUUUUAUCAUUGUGACUUGUGUUCGUUCAAACGAAUCAUCUGGAAUUGGUUUUCUCAAUGAUCCACGUCGUUUGAACGUGGCUAUUACUCGGGCUAAAUAUGGUCUUAUCAUUAUUGGAAAUGCCAAGGUUUUGGCCCGCCAACCACUUUGGCAUGAUCUUCUCACGACUUAUAAAGAUCGAGGACUUGUCUUUGAAGGUCCAAUUAACAAUUUGAAGGCGGUUAACAUUGUUCUCCCGAAGCCUACCGCUAAAAUUGCAGGCUCUGCUUUUGCUGCCGUCAAAUAUGGAAUUCAACGGAAGCAGUACACAUAUAAUGAAUAUCGUGGACAAAAUCAAAGCAGAGGCUACACUGAACCGCAGAAUAUGAUCUCGUAUCAAUCGCAGACAUUCCGCAAUGCGACUGCAAACAUUCCGGUGCCUCUCAGCUUGAUAAAUCCAUCGAUGUAUCAAAAGAACGGGAACGCAAAGAAUUCGAAGAAGCAGCAAAAUCGGGGAUAUUCGGAUGCGUCUCAGAACUUCUUUUCCCAGGCAUCUCAAGGUCAAAUGAUGGCCCCAAUGCCAUCUGGAGCAUAUGAAGGAUCUCUGUCGGGAUGGUCGCAGUCCCAAUCGCAAGCAGCAAGCUCAUCGCGUUUUGGAGCUUACACGCAGCCAAUGUCGCAAGACACGAACGGCUUGGAUCAGAGUAUGGCGAAUUUGCUGCUUUCGCAAGAUCAUUAA
Molecule: messenger RNA, 3132 nt
Organism: Caenorhabditis bovis
Lineage: Eukaryota; Metazoa; Nematoda; Chromadorea; Rhabditida; Rhabditidae
Source: the annotation of a GenBank genome assembly